This is a messenger RNA of Aspergillus neoniger CBS 115656, 397 nucleotides long. RefSeq lists its product as uncharacterized. The record is from RefSeq and is a predicted model, not a curated record. The transcript has 3 exons. Bases 1 to 264 code for a protein of 87 amino acids. Lineage: Eukaryota; Fungi; Ascomycota; Eurotiomycetes; Eurotiales; Aspergillaceae.
AUGAUGAAGGCAACAAUAUAUAUUUGGACGCUGGGGCUAAGCCUGCUGGCAGUGGACGCACGUCAUGACCGAACAAUAGCUGAGAUGACAAGCGCCAAGCAAGAACCGAAGCUCGAUUCUAUCGCCUCGGCGCAGAAGGUGCUUGGUGGUACCGCUGACUCCUGCUACGUCUGCUCGUCGCCUUGCUCUCGGGCUGUCUGCUGUCAUGGCGAAUUCCCCCAGUGUUGCUCAGAUGGCGUCUAUUGCUAUUGCUGCCAGGACUGAUUAUUUCUGGUGUCUUGUCUGAAGGAGCCAUCCAGCGCAGGUAUCCGUGUAGACUUAUUUCCUGAAAUUUAGCUAGACUGGCACAUCGAGAUGAUGUCGUCGGGAAUAUACGGCUGAAGAAUGCCGAUCAAGG